CAAGAUUUCACCUUUUUGCUUCAUUGAAUUUAUUGUUUUGGCUUUGUUUAAUUCAAACACCAGAAGAAACUUGUGGUUUUGUUCUGUUCUGAUUCAUCUAUAUGUUUUUAAUGGCUGCUUCUGGGUUCAAGUUUUUUUCUCUUUUUUCUAUGAAUUCUGGGAAGUUUGGAGUUCUUUUGAUGGGUGGGGUUCAAUCACAGAUUUUAUGAUUGUAUAAAGCAGUAAAGCUACCUUUUUCUCUGUCUGAUUUUGGUUGAAUUAUAGUAUCUGGCACUGAAUUUGCAGGUUUGGUUGUUGAAUCCCAAAUUCCCAAUUGUGUUCUUGGAUUUAGAGGCUGCUGGGAUUGAAGAUGAUGAUGUUUGAUGAUAUGGGGUUCUGUAAUGAUCUUGAUUCCUUCCUGGCUCCUCUGAAAGAGCCAGCUGAUAUGGUUGCUCCACCGCCCGGGGCUGAGCCCGAGGCGGCGGUGGUGGUGGAGGUGGAGGAUGACUAUAGCGACGAUGAAAUGGAUAUGGAGGAGCUGGAGAGGAGGAUGUGGAGGGACAAGAUGAAGCUGAAACGUUUGAAGGAGAUGAGCAAGAGUAAGGAGGGCGAGGGCGAGGAUGGGGCUAAACGGGAGACGAACAAGUCUCAGGAGCAGGCGAGGAGGAAGAAGAUGUCGAGGGCUCAGGACGGGAUCUUGAAGUACAUGUUGAAGAUGAUGGAGGUGUGCAAGGCUCAGGGGUUCGUUUACGGGAUCAUCCCGGAGAAAGGGAAGCCGGUGAGCGGGGCGUCUGAUAAUUUGAGGGAGUGGUGGAAGGAUAAGGUGAGGUUUGAUCGGAAUGGCCCGGCUGCAAUAGCCAAGUACCAAGUGGAUAAUGCUAUCCCGGGGAGGAACGAGAACUCGAGCCCGGUUGGGCCUAUUCCCCACACCUUGCAGGAGCUUCAGGACACCACGCUUGGCUCGUUGCUCUCGGCUUUGAUGCAGCAUUGUGACCCCCCUCAGAGACGGUUCCCUUUGGAGAAAGGCGUUCCACCGCCCUGGUGGCCUACCGGGAGCGAGGCGUGGUGGCCUCAAUUGGGUUUGCACAAGGACCAAGCCUUUCCCCCGCCUUACAAGAAGCCACACGACCUCAAAAAGGCGUGGAAGGUCGGUGUUCUCACCGCUGUCAUCAAGCAUAUGUCCCCCGAUAUCUCCAAGAUUCGCAAGCUCGUAAGGCAGUCCAAGUGCUUGCAAGACAAGAUGACCGCCAAGGAGAGUGCUACUUGGCUUGCCAUCGUUAACCAAGAGGAAGCCUUGGCUCGGGAGCUUUACCCCGAGAGGUGCCCGCCCCUAUCCUCGACCGGUGGGAGUGGGAUGUUUUCUGUGAACGAUAGCGGUGAGUAUGACGUUGAAGGGGUCGAUAACGACCCCGACUUCGAUGUUCAAGAGCAAAAACCAAACAACAUCAAUUUGCUGAGUAUGGGUGUUGAGAUGUUCAACAACAAGAGGAAGCCCGGGAAUGAGCUGCCCAUUUUGUUGGAUCAUAGGAUCUAUACUUGCGAGUUUCCUCAAUGCCCUCACCGAGAGCUCGGGCUCGGGUUCGAGGACAGAUUGGCUAGAGACAAUCAUCAAUUAACUUGCCCUUACAGAAACUCUGCUCAAUUCGGGGUUUCGAACUUCCACAUGAAUGAAGUCAAGCCCGUGGUGUUUACUCAACAAUUUGUGCAGCCUUCAGCUGCUGCUGCUGCUACUGCUACUGCUACUGCUGCUCCACCCGUCAAUCCAAGCCCGCCUUCCUUCAAUCUCUCGGGACUCGGUGUUCCAGAAGACGGGCAAAGGAUGAUCAACGAUCUCAUGUCGUUCUACGACACAAACAUCCAGGGGAACAAAAUCUCGAAUCCUAGGAACUCUGGACCUGCUAAAGAACAACCUCUUCAACAAACCAACAUUCAGUGUCAUCAGGGCGGUUUCCUUCAAAACCAAGGGAUCAUCCCGGGGAAUAUCUUCCAGGAGAGCAACAUUUCCUCGACUCGUCCCAUGUUCACAUCGGGAGACCAGUUCGAGCAGCCCAAGGCUCUGAACUCCCCUUUCAACGUCAGCUCCAUCGAGACACUCCCCUUCAUGUUUGGCCCUCCCUUCAACCUCCCACCCUCCGAUUACUCUGAAGGCUUACUUGGCGUUCCACCCCUGCCAAAGAAAGACAUCCUCAGCUGGUACUAGGUUGUCUGCAGCCUCGCCUCGCCUCACCGCUCUAUGGACCAAGAACGCAACUCGAUUUGGUCUGCCAUUUUCAGGUCCAAAAACACCUUACAGCUAUGCCAUUUCCAUUUCCAUUUCCAUUUCCCAUAUAGUUAUAGAAAGUCAAAGGGUUAUAUUGCAUGGAGAAUAUAAUUCUCUCUUAGAUUUGCUAAACUUAUUAUAGGUCUUUAAUAAGUUCUAUUUUUGAUCUUCCAUAUAGGAACUUUUAUUAUUAUAAUUAUUGUUAUGUGUAAUCUGUCAAGCAAGCAAAGGGCAGUGCAAAAUAUGCCUUUGUUAUAUC
Messenger RNA from Ipomoea nil (Japanese morning glory), 2498 nucleotides. RefSeq names its product ETHYLENE INSENSITIVE 3-like 1 protein. The record is from RefSeq and is a predicted model, not a curated record. Bases 350 to 2179 code for a protein of 609 amino acids. Gene Ontology annotation, cellular component: nucleus. Gene Ontology annotation, molecular function: DNA binding; DNA-binding transcription factor activity. The transcript is spliced from 2 exons. Lineage: Eukaryota; Viridiplantae; Streptophyta; Magnoliopsida; Solanales; Convolvulaceae.